Dovyalis caffra is the source of this 747-nucleotide messenger RNA. The record is from the annotation of a GenBank genome assembly. Lineage: Eukaryota; Viridiplantae; Streptophyta; Magnoliopsida; Malpighiales; Salicaceae.
AUGACCAAAGCUGAGCUAGUCUUCAUUCCUUCACCAGGUAUAAGCCACCUGGUAUCCAUGGUAGAGGUGGCUAAGCUUCUUGUAGACUGUGAUGAGAGGCUUUCAGUCACCUUCCUCGUCAUGAGUCUACGUUUUGAUUCCAAAGUUGAUUGCUACGUUGAUUCAGUAAGUGCAGCUUGCAAACGUAUACAGUUCAUUGACUUGCCUAAACAUGUGCCUGAUCCAAACCAACCCAGCAAGUUUCUUUUUUCAUUGAUUGAAGCCCAGAGACCCCAUGUCAAAGAAGAAGUCUCUAAGCUUGUGAGUCACUCCGAGUUAAGUCAGGACUCGCCUAGACUUGCUGGGAUUGUUCUUGAUAUGUUUUGUACAUCAAUGAUAGAUGUGGCCAAUGAAUCUGGUGUUCCCUCUUAUGUUUUCUUUACAUCAGGUGCAGCUUUUCUUGGUCUUGAGUUUUAUAUUCAGGCUCUUCUUCGUGACGAGUUUGACUCCACUGAGUUAAAGGACUCGGCUGCUGAGUUGGUCAUGCCGUGUCUGACAAACCCACUUCCUGCUAAGGUCUUGCUUUUUUAUCUACUUGACAAAGAGUGGCCUGUUUUCCUUAGAGACACCAGAAGGUUUAGGGACAAUAAGGGUAUUAUUGUAAAUACAUUUGAAGAGUUGGAAUCCCAUGCUGUGGACCCAUUUUCUAAUUCUCCAGAUAAUCUACACCUCAGACAAAGAAUAACCCUCAAAGGUUACUGGGAGUGA